UGUCUACUCGCAGUUGGAACAUUGGAACACAUGUGCCUUCGGUGAUCCAAUCCAACUACUGACAGCCUCAAGCCCUGACGGCAAUGAACCCAGCAAACGAAGUUUCGCAAGGGAUUCGGUACAUAGUAGCCGAAGAGAUGAGUGAUGAAAUUAUCACGAAACGUGAGAUUGCUCUUCAUCUCUUGCGAAUCGGGAUAGGAUGUGCUAUUUCAUAUAUGACCAUCAAGAUUAUGAUGAAGUACUUAGAUCCAACUCGGCAGCAGAAGCAGGAGGCAGCCCGAAAGGCAAAGGAAAUCAUGAAGAGACUUGGGAUAAACCGAGAUGUGAAGUUUUCAGAGCAUGAGCUGGCCAUUGCCAGUCAGCUUGUGGAGCCUUCCACAAUUCAGACCAGCUGGAAUGACAUUGCUGGUUUGUCAAGUAUCAUUGAAGAGCUCCAGGAGACACUCAUCAUUCCAAUCGCUCAAAGAGAGAGGUUCAAGGGUUCCACGCUCAUCAAGCCUCCGAAAGGUGUCUUGCUGCAUGGUCCUCCAGGAUGUGGGAAGACAAUGCUGGCUCGUGCAACAGCUAGAGAAGCUGGUACAAGGUUCAUCAACCUUCAGGUUUCUAUGCUAACAGACAAAUGGUAUGGAGAGAGUGAGAAACUUGCUGCUGCUGUUUUCACUCUUGCCAAGAAGGUUCAGCCCUGCAUCAUAUUCAUUGAUGAAAUAGAUUGCUUUCUUCGAUCUCGUGAUGGAAAGGACCAUGAAGCAACAGCUAUGAUGAAGGCCCAAUUCCUCUCCCUCUGGGAUGGGUUGGCCAAUGAUGAAGAAAAUAUGGUGGUCAUUGUUGGAGCUACAAAUCGUCCACAAGACAUUGACCGGGCCAUUCUUCGUCGCAUGCCAGCUGCCUUCCAGAUUGGAUAUCCCGCGGACGAGCCGGCGAAGGACCCAGACCAGCUCUCUGAUGCCCAUGCGCCGGCCGCUGUAGAGACGGGGUUCAAAGGUACAAAACUCAUGGGAUGCUGACCCCAUCCCCGAGGAUCGAGGAUUCGUCUCGACUCUGGAUCUCAAAUUCAGUUGGUGAAUCGUGUCGGGUUCUUGUUCUCCAAGCUGAGAGACAGUCUCUUCCUCAUCAGGCUUAUGAAGAAUUUUUUUUUCUCAGCCGCCUUGAUGAACAAUCGUCAUAAAAUUUUGUGAUACAACUCUUCAGUUUUCGUAUCCAGAGGAGUGC
Messenger RNA from Darwinula stevensoni, 1209 nucleotides. The record is from the annotation of a GenBank genome assembly. NCBI's taxonomy places the organism in Eukaryota, Metazoa, Arthropoda, Ostracoda, Podocopida, Darwinulidae.